Molecule: messenger RNA, 396 nt
Organism: Aspergillus pseudoviridinutans
Lineage: Eukaryota; Fungi; Ascomycota; Eurotiomycetes; Eurotiales; Aspergillaceae
Product: alpha/beta hydrolase
Exons: 2
Coding region: 1-396 (131 amino acids)
Molecular function (GO): hydrolase activity
Source: RefSeq, a predicted model, not a curated record
AUGGAUGCAAAAUUCGGAGCGUUCGACGAGGUCGAAGUCACCUACAAGACUGUUGGGGGCACGCCUCUCAAGACAAGUAUCCUCAUACCUAAGAAUACCGAGGGCAAAAAGUGCCCCGUUUUGGUUCACUUCCAUGGUGGAGGGCUUAUAGUUGGUGACAAAAUGAUUGUCCAACUUGCGGAAUCUCACGGAGCCAUAAUAGUCACUCCAAAUUAUCGACUGAUCCCUGAGGCCAAGGCUAUCGAUAUUCUUGAUGAUGUGAAGGAUUUCUGGAGCUGGCUCCAUUCCUCGUUGCCUAAUGAAGUGGAAAGGGUCCGUAAAGGCCUAUCCCCACAGCUUUCUAAGAUUGCCGUCGCUGGUGAAAGUGCUGGUAUGCAUCCAAGCGAUACUCACUAG